Loa loa (African eye worm) is the source of this 306-nucleotide messenger RNA. RefSeq lists its product as hypothetical. Lineage: Eukaryota; Metazoa; Nematoda; Chromadorea; Rhabditida; Onchocercidae. The coding region runs from base 1 to 306 and encodes 101 amino acids. The transcript has 2 exons. The record is from RefSeq and is a predicted model, not a curated record.
AUGUCAUACCAAUGGUCCCAUGGAGUGAAGAAUCGAUCAAUAAAUACGUUGUACCCUCUCAAAGUUAAUGAUGAAGAAAAGUCUCUCGACGUCAAUGAUAAAGAAGAUAUUAAAAUUCAGUCAAAUCAUCAGGAAAUUGACAAACCGGGAGAUUCUAUAGCACUACGAACUAGAAGUACCACUAAACGACAAUUCCCAAUUCUCCCUCCGGAAAUACAAUUCCCUUCUAUCGGGAAUGUCGGAAAACCCGAAAAAAUUUAUAAUGCGGUAAAACCAACGUUUGUGCAUCAAAAAUCUGUAUCAUAA